This is a messenger RNA of Penicillium canariense, 270 nucleotides long. RefSeq lists its product as uncharacterized. Lineage: Eukaryota; Fungi; Ascomycota; Eurotiomycetes; Eurotiales; Aspergillaceae. The transcript is spliced from 2 exons. Bases 1 to 270 code for a protein of 89 amino acids. The record is from RefSeq and is a predicted model, not a curated record.
AUGUUCGCCCGUGAUACAUCUGCAACGUCCGAAUCAACUGCAUCAACCACAACAGAGAGUACUAUUUCGGGAACUACGACUACAAUCUACAAGCACAUCAUCCUCUACUACUACAACCUCCGCCACGUCAACAUCCGCACAGUCCACAAUCACCUCAACCUCAACAGCCACAAGCAGCUCUACCACGACAACAAGCAGCUCUACCACGACAACAAGCAGCUCCUCUACAAUUAUAAGUACGGUAUCUGCAACCAGUACUACAAGUGCUGA